UCUCUCUCCAACUGUCACCGACGCUUCGAGGCACUAAGACACCAAGGGCUUCCAUGCUCUGAAUAAGCGCUCAAAUUUCGAGCUGGAUGUCGAAAAUAGAGGUCAUAUCUUCCGCCUCGUCUGGGACAGCGACACGCAUUUUCUAAUCAUGCGUUCUGCGAUUGCAUGCGCACUUAUCAGAGGGACCUCUCGGGAUCUACAUAAACGGGUUAUAUUCCCCGUGUAGUAUGGGUUCGAGAGCAGGAAGGGUUAGACUGGGAGACAGAGGGACGAUGAACUCGGGCACGUAAACUGGGAAGGCUCGCUUUGCCCCGGGCACCUCCCAACACCUGACCUGCGGCGAACAUCCUACCUUGCUCUUCGUUUGAUGGAAGAAGAGCUGAUGGGCUGCUCCCAGAUAAGUCGCAAAGAACCUGCCUGGAACAUUCUGCCCCGUAUCCCUGGGCACAUGUCCUGCGCUUGAGCCAAGAGCGCACGCGUAUAUAUUCUACCCAACGAGCUCGAUGGAGCUCUAACCGGUUCUCUCGACGCACGGACCUUCCUUAUGGCGCUCCGCCUCGCUCUGAAGACGCUUCUCGUCGUGCUCGCCGCCGCGGGUGCCGUCAAUGCGAUGGUCCUGCACGAGCGCAGGACGAUCAUCCCGUCUGGCUUCGUGCGCCACGGUCCGGCUCCACCCUCGCACGCGCUGGAAUUGCGUUUCGGACUUGCGCCGAACGAUGCCGCUGGACUGGAAGCCAAGUUGACGGACAUUGCCACGCCCGGAAGCGCCCGAUUCCGCCAGUGGCUCUCGAAGGAAGAGGUUAGAGUGCACAUGGCGCCGUCGGCGGCGACUGUGUCAGCAUUCAUGGCGUUUGCUUCUGCGCAUGGACUAAACACAACGCAUAUUUCUCCCAACGAGGACUGGGUCUCGGCCACCGUCUCUGUUGCCACGGCCAACAAGCUCUUCAACGCGACUUUCGAGCUGUUCUCGCACCCCAGCCUCAGCGGCAAGAUCGCGCGCACGAUGUCUGUUUCUCUUCCAAGCGAGAUGGUGGGCGUCGUGAAUGUCAUCCAUCCUACGACAGCAUUCGCCCUGCCCCCAGCGACUUCCAGAUCUGUGCGGCCACCGAUGGUCCAGAUGGACGUGCGCAAGGGCAAGUCGCACGUCGCAGCUUCGUGCAACACCAGCAACUCUAGCGGCAUUAUCACCCCCCAGUGCUUGCUCGACAUCUAUGGUAUCCCGGCGUCCCCGGCGACGCAGGCCAACAACUCGCUGACCGUCACGGGGUAUGGCUUCCAGUGGGCUCAGAAAGCGAAUUUGAAAGCGAGUGGUUCGUUGGGUGCCUUCUUGCAAGAGAUGCGGCCAGAUAUGCCGCUGACCACAGACUUUGCACUGCAGACGCUGGAUGGAGGGGAUAACCCACAGGGUAUCUUCCUGGGCGGUGGAGGCGGUCUUGAAGCGGAGUUGGACAUGCAGUAUGCAAUAGGCGAGUGUGUGGCUAAUGGGGUUCCCACCGCUUUUCUGUCUGUGGGAGGGUAUGAUUUCCUUGGUGCAUUGCUCGACACAGCGAAUUUUGUCGAUGGUGCCAGCACUCCACCCACGGUGCUCAGUACUUCGUACGGCGUGGAUGAAUCGAGCACAGACCGCUCCAUGGCCAGCGCCAUCUGCAACACGUACAUGGCACUCAGCGCGCGGGGCGUCUCUGUCAUCUUUGCUUCAGGCGAUGGCGGUGUUCGUGGCGGUCACGAUGACCCCAGCCAGUGUGAUGUCAAUAAGUUUGCCGCCACAUUCCCGUCCGGGUGCCCAUUCGUCACCUCUGUCGGUGCAACACAAGGUUUCCCCGAGAAAUCGAGCAACUUCACAUCCGGUGGCUUCUCCGACAUCUUCGCUGCGCCUGGGUACCAAUCGGCUCACGUCAAGUCCUUCCUCAAGACCGUCCCAUCCGACUUCAAGGGCACCUUCAACCACAGGGGGCGCGGGUUCCCGGAUGUGUCCGUCCAGGGCGUCAAUUUCCAGAUCGUGCAGACCGGCGGCACUACGUUCACGGGUGGCACCAGCGCGGCCGCGCCCACCUUCGCGGCCAUGAUCGCGCUCAUCAACGACCGCCUCCUCGCGGCGGGCAAGCCCGUGCUCGGGUUCCUGAACCCGUUCCUUUACGCCCACCCCGGGGUCUUCAGUGACAUCACCGUCGGGCACAACUCGGGCUUCGUUUGCCCCGAGACGUCUGUCGCUUUCGAUGCUGCGCGUGGUUGGGACCCGUUGACAGCAGCACUGGACUCGACAACUGCGUCGCAAUCGCCUCCAGACUCUCGCCUCCAGAAGCGAGAGCGACGGCCAGCAAUUCGUCCGUUGACCAAUUGGGAACAGGCUCAGAUCACGAAAGUUCUCUCCUCUCUUUGGUCCCAGGACAACGCAUGCUUGCAGAAGAUCCCGUCAGCCGUCCGACGGCUCCAUGCGAUCCCGGCUCUUGACGAUGGGGCAUUCGCCACGGCCCCCUACGACGCGAACGAGACUCUUGAGGUUAAUUUGAUGGAAGAAGCAUGGAGGAUGCGUUUGAAAGAUGAUCUUCGUCGCAAUAUCGACCGAGGUCCUGGGGGAGGGAGUAUCUUGUCCCCCUUCAUACGGGCGAACAUGACGGUUGGAACCCGGCACUUCAAUCUCUGCAGCGGAUUGCGUAUAAAUGCAACGCCAGGAUUCCGGAUCGCCAGCCCCUCCAAGGCCUUUCUCGUCUUCCCAAUGGCUUUCAGCAGAACUCUGACCGUGCUCGCUGUGGCUGCCGUCGCGGCGGCUAAAAGUGCCAUGGUGCUGCAGGACAGUCGGGCCACCAUCCCUGCUGGCUUCGUCAACCACGGGCCGGCUCCAGCGGCUCAGGAAUUGGAGCUGCGUUUCGGUCUCGCGGGAAACGACGUGAAGGGACUGCAGGCCAAGCUGAUGGACGUCUCGACACCUGGAAGCGCCAACUUCCGUCAGUGGUUGUCGAAGGAGGAGGUCAAGGCUCACAUGGCGCCCUCUGCGGCGACCUUGUCGGCUUUCAACGCCUUUGCGUCCGCCCAUGGGUUGAACGCGACUCAGUUCUCACCAUCCGGAGAUUGGGUCACCGUCACCAUCCCCGUUUCCAAGGCCAACGAGCUGUUCGAUGCCAACUUCGAGCUGUUCUCGCACCCCGACCUAGAUGGCAAGAUCGCGCGCACGAUGUCCGUUUCUCUUCCGAACGAGAUGGUGGGCGUCGUGAACGUGAUUCAUCCCUCGACGGCCUUCGCCCCGCCCCCGUCCAAAAUCGCCCCACCGCUGAUCCAGACCCCGCUGUCCACGCUGAAACGUGACGUCUCGGCAUCGUGCAACACCAGCGAUCCGAGUGGGAUCACCACCCCGACAUGCCUGCAAGAGUUGUACGGCAUCCCGGCCACCCCGGCCACUCAGCCCGAUGGCACGAUUUUCGUGACGGCGUAUGGACUCGAAUUUGCGCAGACGGCCGACCUGCAGUUAUUCUUGCAACAACUGCGCCCGGACAUGUCGUCGUCCACGACCUAUGGUGUUGAGACCAUCAAUGGAGGCCUCGAUGCGCAAGGAGAUGGCUUCGGUGGUGUGGAAGCCAGCCUGGACAUGCAAUACACCGUUGGUGUGGCCACUGAUGUGCCGACAACUUACUUCGGGAAUGGAGACUUGGACGACAUCUUCAGUGCUUUCCUCUCAACGGCGACUUACCUCCAAAACGCCACCAAUCCUCCCUCGGUGAUAACAACAUCGUACGGAGUGGACGAAUCCACCGCGGAUCCCGCUCUUGCAAACUCUAUAUGCGACGCCUACAUGGCGCUGUCCGCUCGGGGCGUGUCUGUUCUUUUCGCUUCGGGAGACGGUGGAGUACGUGGCGGUCACGACGAUUCGAGUGUCUGCAACAACGCGGCUCUCGCCCCGACAUUCCCCUCGGGCUGUCCGUUCCUGACCUCCGUCGGGGCAACGCAGGGUAUUCCGGAGAAAGCCAUCAACUUCACGAGCGGCGGGUUCUCCAACAUCUUCCCGGCGCCGGCCUACCAGACCGCCCAGAUCGCCUCUUUCCUCAAGACGGUCCCGUCUGACUUCAACGCCACGUUCAACCUCACCGGGCGCGGAUUCCCCGAUGUCUCGACCCAGGGCUGGAACUUCGAGGUCAUCGUCAACCGUGUCCCUACUUCGGUGGGUGGCACGAGCGCCGCCUCACCCACGUUCGCGUCGAUCAUCGCGCUGAUCAACGACCGGCUCAUCGCUGCGGGCAAGCCCGUGCUCGGCUUCCUGAACCCGUUCCUGUACGCCAAUCCGGACGCGUUCAAUGAUAUCACCGUCGGCCACAACUCUGGCUUCGUGUGCCCUGAAUCCGGUGUCGGGUUCGACGCUACAACCGGGUGGGAUCCCCUCACGGGACUGGGAACUCCCAAUUUCACGAGCCUCCUUGCCGCGGCGAUGGCCUGAGUGAGCGUGGCGCAGGAUGAGGUUACGAGCGCAUGGUCGACUGGUGCAAUAUCUGAGAACUUGAUUCCACUGUAUGUAGUGUUGAUUGAUCGAGAUAUGUGUGAAAUCACCUCACCGUCUUGGUCAUCCCCCAACUCCUACUCAUCAGGCGACCUGUCACAUCUUUGCUUUCCCGUGAGUCCAGAGCGACUGCACGUGGAUAAUGGGAAGAACGCAGGUUCACAGCCGGCUCUUUGCGCGAAGUUAUGAAAUGUCUGUCUCACGUUUGCUCAUGUAGUUCAAUUGAUCGGACAUCAUCGACCAUCGACUGGCCACCGGUCGCUUUGGAAGGCCGUUGGGAAGUCGCAUUUUGGAAUCGGGCGUAAACAAGUUCCGGGCGCUCGACGUUUGGCUUGGGGUACUCCCUGGUAUUCCAUUUACGCAUCCGAGCGGGCAACGGGGAGCAGCGCGGUCUGGCCCCUAUAAUAACCAUCUAUCAUCCAUGCAAAAUAUGUGUCUUUCGACUACUUACUCAGAUCGACUCAUCGUCUGUCAGUCCAUCGGAUUCCGGCGUACAUGUGCAGAUCUUUACACGUGCGAGCUGACAGCCUCUGGAGGUCGAUCGGAUCUAGUGGUCAGCGGCGAGAUCGCGAAAAUGCGUAGUCCUGUGUGUGUACUACGAUAUUAUACAGGUCAGGACCCCGGCCAGAGCUAGCGAGGGGAGCGGGUGGGGUCUACCUAGGAAUGACACAUAAGCCCUUGGCCACAAGCGAGGGUGAGCUAAUGAUGAUUUAUCCCGGCGUGAUCUGAAGAACAAGAUAUCUUUCAAGUAAAAUGCCAGAGAAAGCGAUCGCACACAGGCUCUUGACGACCAAGUGGGGAGGGAGUUCAAAUCGAUAAAAUAUCACGGAAAAUGAAAGAUUCUAGGCCCUAGACCUGUUGCAAUGUGUCGCUCACGUUGCAAUAAUUUUCGAACAAUUAGGCCACUUACGCAUGUGUGAUGACCCAUCCGCUGAAAUGACACUCUCUCAUUGACAUCUCGAUUGCGGAAUUUGCCGUACCCUCAUCUGUGAAGCAGCACCUUGCAAAAGAACCCACCCGAGUUGAAGAGAUUGACCGUUUCCAGUCACCUCGACUUCCAGAAAGCACCAAGGAGAUGAACCGGAGGAUGCACUUCGCUCCCCUAAACGAUUAGGGGUCAAAGCGAGUGUGUCACAUCAAAGGAGCCGUCAUCAUCCAUGUGUGAAAAGUGGUUCUAGUCUUUCCUGUCACAU
Messenger RNA from Mycena citricolor, 5679 nucleotides. Lineage: Eukaryota; Fungi; Basidiomycota; Agaricomycetes; Agaricales; Mycenaceae. The record is from the annotation of a GenBank genome assembly.